This is a messenger RNA of Lolium rigidum, 464 nucleotides long. RefSeq lists its product as uncharacterized. The coding region runs from base 77 to 265 and encodes 62 amino acids. The record is from RefSeq and is a predicted model, not a curated record. The transcript has a single exon. Lineage: Eukaryota; Viridiplantae; Streptophyta; Magnoliopsida; Poales; Poaceae.
ACUCAAGACACAGGACACAAGCACACUUACACAUCACAAAAGAAGCAGAGAAGAAGAAGGAAGAAGAUUGGAGGCGAUGGAGUACGAGUACCAGUACAGGAGCAGCUUCAACAAGGAGAAGAGGCCUCCGGCGAAGAGGGGCCAGGUCAAGAUGCAGAUAGCGAGGGGCCUGAGCAACCUCGUCUCUCCGAGCACUGCUGCAGUUGCCGACGGCUCGAAGCAAGCAAAUUGCAACAGCUUCAGAAGGGAAACAAGCUACAACUAAACGAAAUGGUUUUGCUGUGUGGGACAUAAAGUUGUGUUACUACUAGGUUCCUAAAUAGCUAGCUAUUUUUCUUUUGAGGGUUCUAGCAGGAUCAUGCCUGUCAAGUACUGAGCGCCUGGCUGAUCCACUAGGCUGUAACUUUGCUUGAGUGGAAAUUGCUCCAUGUUACUUGUGCAUUAUGUAUGUAUUUUACAAACAA